Molecule: messenger RNA, 999 nt
Organism: Caenorhabditis bovis
Lineage: Eukaryota; Metazoa; Nematoda; Chromadorea; Rhabditida; Rhabditidae
Source: the annotation of a GenBank genome assembly
AUGUGGUCGUUCCUAUUUCUAAUUGCGAUUUUCCAUUCAAAUCAAGCGUUUUCAAUUUGCUCGAAAAACAUUAGCAUUUGGGAGAAGAAUGAGCCGAAACCGCACAUUUUUCUUCUUCGCGACUAUUUUACGAAUCUCUCGGCGAAUUCGCUGCGAGAAAUUCGAUGCUUAUUGGAAUAUAAUUAUAUAAUUGAUGAUAAAGCGAACAUCAAAAGAAGGGAUGAUGAGGAAUUAUGUUUUGCGAUAACCCAUGUCCCGUUACGAAUUGGACAAACUCUUGUAGUUCUCGUGGACGGCGAAUCCGCGGACGAUUGUAAAUCGCCAGUAUACGGCCCAAUUCCCAAUAUAUUAAAGUUCAAAGUUUUCACGGAGCGAUUGAACUCUAAAACGAAUGCAUCGAAAAUCAAUGUUAUUAGCAGCUAUAAGAACGCCGGCGGUUAUAUAAGGGUGGAAUUCGAUUUGUACAGGAAGAGGAAUGUGCAAAAAAUUCGCGAAACCCUCCGAUUUUACCAGCGACUUUCAACACUCACUCCACAAUAUGAAAGUUUGCUGCCUAGCUGGAAGCCCAACAUCCAUCUUCCGCCGGAUUAUUUUGCUUACAUCUCUAGAAGGCCGCCAGCCGAGGACAGUGAUGAAAAGAAUGAAGAGGAAGAUAGUUAUGGGAGCUAUAUGCUCAUCCUCUCAUGCGUCCCGAUUGUCCUAUUUGGGACGAUAAUAUCGUGCUACUUGGUGCUAACACCUCGAGGAGGAUUAACAUUCCUCGAUGAGGAUAUCGACUAUUCCAUUAGUAUCUCCUCGUUCACUGAGGAAGAUAUUCGAACGGCGAUGGAGGAAAGCCAUAAGAAGCGAAUCGAGGAUUCGCGCGGUUCUAAAGAAGCCUCGAAGAAAAACAAUUCAAUCAAAACCGAUGUCACAAUGGAAUCGACGAUGCAAAAUGAUGAAACGCUUCGACUUCCUGUUAAAACUGUUGCUGAUACUGCAAGUCUUUUGAGCAAAUAA